Messenger RNA from Tricharina praecox, 818 nucleotides. RefSeq lists its product as uncharacterized. The transcript is spliced from 2 exons. Lineage: Eukaryota; Fungi; Ascomycota; Pezizomycetes; Pezizales; Pyronemataceae. The coding region runs from base 110 to 670 and encodes 186 amino acids. The record is from RefSeq and is a predicted model, not a curated record.
AGACCCUUCGCCCAUCCUUCUUCCACCACAUCCCACCACAUCCCAUCACCAAACUUCUUCCUCCACCUCACCCACCUCCCCCCUCUCCACCCACAACACCACAGCAAGAAUGCACCCCACAACCAAAGCCCUCACCUCCACAACCGCGAUCGCGCGGGCGGCCGCGUCGACAACGAUGCGAAUGAGCUACAGCGCGCGGACGUCGCGGCUGACGGCGGCCGGUCUCGCCGCGUGCCGCAAUCCGCCGCCGCCCCCGCACGCGCCCCGCACCUCGCUCCCGCCGUUUCGCGCCCCGCCGCUUACGCCUGUUUUCGAGAUUCGGGGGAGGGGGUUUGCUACGUCGGCUCAGAGUGCGGCGGGGAAUGGGAAGAAUGGGAAUGGGGGAAGCAAUGGGGGAAAGAAGAGUGGAGGAAGCAGCACCAGUAGUCCUGAGUAUAAGGCUGCAGAGCGGAAGGUUAGGAUCGUUAUCAUCGCGCUGCCGGUCGUGUUUGUCACCUCGUGGGUGCUCUACCAGCGAUGUUUGUCUCCUCCAUCUUUUUCUUCUGUUUUUUAUUCUUUCGUUUCGUUUUUUUCUUGCCUUUACUUGCUGGCCAUGGGUCUGAUAGAUGCUGGCGGGAUAGUGGUGCUCGGCGAGGAAAGGAAGGUGCUGCCGCGGGGUCCGGUGGUUUAGGAUACUACUUACUUGGGUUUUAAUACGGGGUGGGUGGGUGGAUGGAUGGAUGGAUGGAUGGAUGGCGGGGUGUGGCGAUGGGAGAUGGCAGAUGGCACCGGCAGAUGGAGGUUGUGCAUUCGUACGGGCUGCAUAUAGAUCGGGAUGG